This is a messenger RNA of Podarcis lilfordi (Lilford's wall lizard), 29258 nucleotides long. NCBI's taxonomy places the organism in Eukaryota, Metazoa, Chordata, Lepidosauria, Squamata, Lacertidae. The record is from the annotation of a GenBank genome assembly.
AUGCAAGCCCAGUCUGCACCUGUCUGCGAUGCCUUUAAAACAGGUAUGUCAGCAGCAGCAGCUCACCUAUGGCGAGUGAGAUGUGCCUCUGGGCGACCCCUCAGGGAAGCUUUUCGAUGCUCAAAGACGGCUCUUUGUCCUUUUAGACUUUUCAACAAGUAAAUAAAUAAACGUCUAAAAAUUUAUUUUAAACGAGACAGGAAGUAAGGAAAGUAUUACACUGGGACGGUGCUGUGCAAUACAGAAUAUAAGACAUGGAGGGGCUAAGAAGCAAUUAGCAGGCAUCCCAAUAUGAAUUAAUCAAUGGAAUGCUUUCAGUGAUGUCAUCAUGUAUUAUAAUUAUGGCCGACUGACCUAAUAAUUGUUAUGGGGUAGCAGCUUUUUCAGACUUGCAGAGAACGUCAAAAUGCCUUUAAAAAAAAUAAUCAUUACAUUUAUAUCCCCGCCCCCCUUUUCUCAACGAGGCAAAUUUGGUUUUCCCUCCUUUCCAUUCUAUCUUCACAACCUUGUGAGGCAGGCUAGGCUGAGAGACAGUGACCGUCUGAAAGUCACCCAGCGCGCUUUGGGGCUGAGUGGGGAUUUGAACCCUGAUCUCUCAGAUCUUAGCCCAGCACUCUAACCACUACUCCACACUGUCUUUGAAGGGUAGCUCUCUUGUCCUUUCCCACCCUCAGCUAUUGCUCUCCUCUGCUCAUCUCCCAGCUCCCCCCCUUUCCAUUCCUUGAGGUCCCACAACAUCCCCGAUAAACUGGGUUAGAACAAUAUUAGUUUGGGAUGACUCUCUGUUACCCAUCUGCCACCCUCUGAUUCCCUAGUGAAAAUCCAUCUGUCUGGGCUUGGGGAUGAGAACUCAGUAAGUAGCUGGUGGCUUCACUGUUUAUCCUAGAGUGCAGGGCUGAUUCUGAACGUCCGGGAACUUCCUUGGGCACAGCAAAUUGCGGGAGGUUAUAUAUGUCUGGGCUUUAUUUUCUUAAUGAUGGAUUUUCCCCCACUUAAACAAAACAAAACAAAAAAAACCAGCAACCCCACAACUGAUCGUAAUGCUUGAGCCAUUCUGGCCACGGAGCCUCAAAUGGGUGUUGCUUGCCACUUUGCCCAUGGGAAGCCUGGCUUUGUCACAGCUGUGGCUUGUGGUCAGAAAUGCUCUGAGCUUGUGGCUGCUCUGUUUGCCUUGUUUGUGAGUGGGCCCGUGUCCUGGCAACCAGCCCCAGCUCUAACUGCCAGGCGUUGCUGUCUUCCUGGGGCCGGGGAUAAGAGCCCAAGAAUCGUGCAUGGCAUUUUCGGGAAGUUGAUGCUAAAAUUACCAUUUUGGAAGGUUUUCUCCCCUUUCAUUUUAUUUUAAUGUAUAAAUUUGGAGGAGGAGAGGACAUGUACACCUGUUUCUAGAAAAAGAAAUCUUGUGAUUUCCCCCCCAAGGGAGCAAUCUUGAUAAUAAUAAUAAUAAUAAAUAAUAAUAAUAAUAAUAAUAAUAAUAAUAAUACUUAAACCCCACCCAUCUGGCUGGGCCUCUCCAGCCACUCUGGGCAGCUCCCAACAGAAUAUUAAAAGCACAAUAAAACAUCAAACAUUAAAAACUUUCCUAAACAGGGCUGCCUUCAGGUGUCUUCUAAAAGUCAGAUACAGUGGUACCUUGGGUUACAGACGCUUCAGGUUACAGACUCUGCUAACCCGGAAGUAGUACCUUGGGUUAAGAACUUUGCUUCAGGAUGAGAACAGAAAUCGUGCGCCAGCGGCGCGGCAGCAGCAGGAGGCCCCAUUAGCCAAAGUGGUACCUCAGGUUAAGAACAGUUUCAGGUUAAGAACGGACCUCUGGAACAAAUUAAGUUCUUAACCCGAGGUACCACUGUAGUUGUUUAUUUCCUUGACAUCUGAUGGGAGGGCGUUCCACAAGAUGGGUGCCACUACCAAGAAGGCCCUCUGCCUGGUUGCCUGUAACCUCACUUCUCGCACUGAGGGUACUGCCAGAAGGCCCUCAUAGCUGGACCUCAGUGUCUGGGCUGAAUGAUGGGGGUGGAGACGCUUCUUCAGGUAUACUGGGCCGAGGCCGUUUAGGGCUUCAAAGGUCAGCACCAACACUUUGACUUCUGCUCGGAAACGUACUGGGAACCAGUGAAGAUCUUUUAGGACCAGUGUUAUAUGGUCUCAGCGGCCACUCCCAGUCACCAGUCUGGCUGCCUCAUUCUGGAUUAGUUGCAGUUUCUGGGUCACCUUCAAAGGUAGCCCCCUGUAGAGCGCAUUGCAGUAGUAGUCCAAGCAGGAGAUAACUAGAGCAUGCACCAAUCUUACAGCAAGAUCCACUAGGAUGAGUGGGGUGAGGAUCCCAUGGAUCUCCAGCAGAGCUGGGAUCUUCCUGUGCAGCUGGGCUAUGCUAGCAUUAGUGCCCCACCCUCAGCUUGACUGGAGAUGCACCAACAUAUAUUCCCCAUCUAAGCCAUGAAAAGGGGGUGUUGCAGGGUCAUGGCAUUUUGGGACCAGAGAGGAGGGACUUAGGCUGGAUCCUGAACCUGUUUAGCUCAGUCACAUGACUUGCUAAGCCAAUGAAAAGGUGGUGUAACUCUAACACUAUUUUGAAGGCUUGUUUUCCCUCUGCCAGGCUUAGGGGGGUUCACCUAGCAGUGAAUGGAGUUUUGAACUGAUGUACUUUAUGCCUGCUUAACUUACACCAGCUUCUUGUCUAUAGGAUUGCCUGCUUCAUUACAAAAGUAGCUAUUGCAGUUGCCCAGGUGUCUCCACUGCAAGUGUUAUGCCCAUCAUUUGGCCACUAGCAUAAGCAAUUUUGUUUCAGCUGGGAACAUACUAGAGAUAGGGAAGGAAUUCAGUUUGGCUUGAAUUUUAAUGCCCUGCAAAAUUCAAACUUUUGUGACGCAGAUCUCUACCCAAGAGAAUGUGUAUAAGAAUGAGCAGGUCAGAGUCAAUUGUGCAUGGAAAUGUAUUUAUCAAUAGAGGAAACAUCCAUGAAAGCAUUAUAUUAUUGCAUUCCAUUUGUGAAUCACUUCCUAUGAAACAUCCCAAAGUGAUUUAGCUGUAAAAAUGCCAAGAGUAAAACAUGUGUAAAACAAUCUCGUAAUUAAAGCAAUUUAAAAAAUUUAUACAUCAAAACCAUUUCCAUUAGGGGAAAUAGUUUGCAAAAAAGGUGAACAUUAGGAAAAAGUGCAUUAAAAAUGUGCAUAUUAGGAGGGAUGCCCUGUUUAGGGAAGCUUUUAAUGUUUGACAGACUAUUGUAUUUUAAUAUUUUGUUGGAAGCCACCCAGAGUGGCUGGGGAAACCCAGCCAGAUGGGUGGGGUAUAAAUAAAUUAUUAUUAUUAUUAUUAUUACUACUACUCAUCUGCACUAUACAUUUAAAGCAGUAUCAUUCCUCUUUAAACAGUCAGGGCUGCAUUUAAAUAUGAAGCUUUGUAUUGAUAUGUUGGUUUUUUUAAUGGCAGGUUAAUGCAAAAACAGGGUGGAAACUGACACAUGCAAAACUGACAUGGAAGCGUAAUAAGACUGAUUAUUAUUCAACCACCUGUUUGCAUUUGGCUGCAAGUAAAAUCCCAAAACCCAUAUUAGAGCAAUGCUUCUAUUAGGCCAGCCAAAAUACAGUCAAAAAGAUAGAACUCCAGGAGAGUUCUGCGUCAGGGGCGAAAGAAAAGAUCCAGCUGGCAGGGUAGAUUCUGAGCAGCCCCACCCUCGUGGGCCACCAUGACGUCAGGAGGACCGGCUUCAAAGGCAAGAGUUGGGAGAAUAUUCCAAGUGUGCUCCCGAUUCCUUUCUUUGCAGACCAGCCUGAACUCAUACGGAGCUUCAAAGGACGAUCCCUGCAGUCCAUCACAAUGGGAGCUGCAGUCAAGUGCUGUUCAACUGAUUGGCACUGAUUGCGUUUCCCACUUUCUACAGGAUCUGGCUGCACUCAGGGGGUCUUGAUUCCAGCAGGGGUUGUAUUUAGCACCAAUCUGCUGAUAUAUAUCUAUAUAUCUAUAUACCUACAUAUCUAUAUAUCUAUCUCACUUUAGGCAGGGAUUGGUACAUUUGAAGGUUCCCUUUAAGAUCAGUUGUGGGUAGUGAUAGGCAGGCCUAUCAAUUUCACUUUCUCAUCCUUCCAAUUUUAACUUCAUUUCUCCACAUUUUCCCAAAUCUGUUGGCGUUUUUAAAUAUAUAUUUUUUAAAAUAAAUAUUUGUCAGCAUUUUGGAGUGCAUUUCCCCUAAUGGACACAUCUUUGCAAAGCAGCUUCCCCUAAUACAAUGCAUUUCUUUGGCCAUUUUCACCAAUAUUUUAAUGCACUCUUUACCCCAGUAUCUUCUUCUUCUUUCUUCUUCUUCUUCUUCUUCUUCUUCUUCUUCUUCUUCUUCUUCUUCCCUGUUUCCUGGCUGGUGAACUGCAUUGCAAAAUUCGGAGAAGGGCGACUUCUGAAGGAUGGUUGGGUUUGGGUUGGCAUUUCAGAAAGUGUGAAUUAGGUAGCAUUGACUUUAAAUGUGAACUGAACUUCACCCCCAUUCCUAGGUAUGGGGCAGGCGAGUGUCAUUUGGGGCAAAUGGCCUUGUGGGCCUAAUUCAGACCGUGGGUUGGAGGCUCCCCACUGCUAUGCUAGAUGGUCAACAAUGGAGGGAAAAUAGAGAGAAGAAACGAGGCUGAUGAUAACGCCUGAGCCUGUAACUGGUAAGUGCCUUCAAGGCAGAAUGUGGGAAUGGAUAGUAGGCAUUCUGUUAGGUGAUGUGUGGGAUCAGUUUGUGCCAAGACCUUCUGGGAGGAAGAAGCAUGAGUCAUCAUCUUUAGAAACCCAAGAACUGUCUGUUGCCCUGGUCUACCUCCCUCCUUCGGUAGGACACAUACUGAAAUAUACUUGAAGUCCUGUAGUGAUUUCAUGCUCUUUAUUGCACCUUGUAAAACAGUGAUUGAAUUGCCCCCCAAACCUCAGGCUUUUAUAUACAUUAUUUACACAAUGAGUCCCUUCUGCUUGGCUGAUUCUGCUUCCCUCCUGGAGCCUGAUUGGUCUUUUCCUGCAGGCCAAUCAGUUGUUGCAUUCUAGGAUCCUACUUGCCUUUUGUUCUAUGAUCCAAGCUUAGUAUAUAACACAUACCUUUUAUUAAGUUGAAACUAAGCCAUGCCAAACUUUGACACAGAGGAAGUCCUAACACGCACAAGCAAACUCCUUGAGAUCAAUCCAGUACAUAUGAAAAUCCAUUCAAUAACCCUAACACUGCUUUUAUUUUUUUUACUUUUGAAAUUUACUCUGUUUUUGCAAGCUGAAGUUGAGAACGGAGCUCUCCCAACCAAACAAGUCUGAGUUUUGCUCUGGGACCUCUGCCUGCAAGGUGAUCGUUUGGGAAGGGAUCUUUAUGCUAGGUAUGGGCUAUGACCUCUAGCUCACCUCACCCUCUGGAAGCAAUUAACUGGGCUGGAUGAUUGAUAUAAUACUAGCUCCUGUUCUGGAGUGCCGAGACUUUCCCAUAUACCGGCGUGGUAUGUUUGAGGUGGGCUGUGAGGAACGUCAGUGCUGCGCCGAGCCGUUGUUUAGCUCAGGGGUUAAAGGGUUAAGCCUGCCCCUGCUGCAAUCCCAGUGCCAGCUCUCUGCAGGCUGCCAAAGUAAUGUGAUUGAGCAAUGGUUUGCGGGUAAUGGACGAUCCCUCAAGCCACACGUCCGGACUCUCCAUCUCCCUAGGAAUGCACACACCCAACCUGUGAGUCUCUCUAGCCUGCAAGGGACCAGCGGCUCUCAGAGAGCUCAGAGACAGACAGAAGGUCCCCGAAGAGCCCCAGAACCAGAGGUACGGAGGCCAGGAAGGCGAGAAAAGCAGAAAGAUUUAGGGAGAUAAGGGGUCAAAGGUAAGGCUGAUAUAAUUUCCCUUCGGUAACAUCGUUGGUGGGGUGGUAUGUAGGAUUUGAACACCCAUUCAGAAAGUUUAUAGAUUGUUAUUGCACCUCCUUUGUUUGUUUGUUCCUUCCUUCUCAUUGCAUCAUGCAGUGGUGGGUGGUGUGCACUGGAGAAUGGCAGGGCCGGAAACAGAAGCCUAACAGUAGGUGGAGCCAGAGCUAAUGGCUGGUGGAGCCAAUUAAUUCUACUUUUCAUCUCCAUCCUCUUCCAUGCUGAGGUGCAAAACACUGGACAACACUGAGGCUAAGGGGGAGGAAGCUGGCCGGCAAUGCCACCCCCUAGAUUGGGUGUAGAUAAGAAGGCAGGGACAUGGGGGGCGCUGUGGUCUAAACCACAGAGCCUAGGGCUUGCCGAUCAGAAGGUCGGCGGUUCGAAUCCCCACGAUGGGGUGAGCUCCCGUUGCUCAGUCCCUGCUCCUGCCCACCUAGCAGUUUGAAAGCACGUCAAAGUGCAAGUAGAUAAAUAGGUACCGCUCUGGUGGGAAGGUAAACAGCGUUUCCGUGUGCUGCUCUGGUUCUCCAGAAGCGGCUUAGUCAUGCUGGCCACAUGACCCGGAAGCUGUACGCCCGCUCCCUCGGCCAAUAAAGCGAGAUGAGCGCUGCAACCCCAGAGUCGUCCACGACUGGACCUAACGGUCAGGGGUCCCUUUACCUAAGAAGGCAGGGAAGUGGGAUCUGACUUGAGAGCAGUCUGUGGUUUGUGGGGGCACUGCAAGUUGGCAGCACACAGCUCCCUCCCUUAUUACCUUCACAACAACCCUGCGAGGGAGGUUUGGCGGAAAGUGCAAGUUGACCAAGUCAGGGUCCCUUAGUGAGAUUCAUACAAUGCUAAACCCAGGUCUUCCUGGCCAUAGCCUGAGAUUCUAGUGCAGGAGUGGGGAAGCUGUGACCUUUCAUGUGUUACUGGACUCCAAUCAGUUGCAGCCAGUGUGGUCAGGGAUGAUGGGGGAUGCAGUCCAAAAAGGUCUGGGGGGGUGGGCACAGCUUCCCCAUCUCUGCUCUAGGGGCUGGCACAGUUGCAUUUCAUAAGCUCCGUCUGUAAUAAGUCGGAAGUCUAUUAUUGAUGCUGUUUGCCUGUAAUUUUUCUGAAUGCAAAAUAAAUGUAGGUUUGCUUUGUGGAAGCAGAAUGCAUUUUUUUUUUUUUAAAUCUACUCUAAAAAUAAAAAAAAUCUGUGGGGGGAAAUUAAAGCGUAACAGACGCAUUUAGUGUUAUUGACAUGCCUCCCACUUUUGAGUGCCAUAAUGUGGCACAAUUGAAUUGUGAUUGCCAAACCACUUUGCACGUCCCCCUCAUUUUGCCCCGUGAGGCUAGUAUUGGCUCCUCGUUCCCAGUUUCUUAUUCACCCCAGUGCUGCAUGAGAGUCUUGAAGUUCCACAGUCCCUUAUUCAAGCUGCUCAGACUUGGAGUGCCGCAAAUCUCUAUGUGAGCUGCCCUUGAAGAUUACUUGGAAACUUCAAGUGGCCCAAAAUGCAGUGACUAGCUGCUGUUUCGAAACAGGUGCCUUGGUUUCCAGUUUGCUUCUGGGCCCAAUUUAAGGUGCUCACAUUCCACUGAUCUCAGGAGUUCGAAGGAUGAUGGCUCACGAUGGGGCAUUCUUUGCAGCAGCCCCUCUGAACAUUCAGCCCCUUUCCAUCCCCCUUUUAACUUUUUCUUUUGCCAAGAGUGUAAAGCUGAAUGCGUGCGAGUAAAAUGUCCGUAAGUUGUGAGCUACCUGUAUUUAAAAAUUGUUCCAAUCCAUUCCGGACCUGUAGGGUGAAAGGUGAUAAUCAUUUGAAAUCAUCGUCCUUAUUUUGCUCAGGCUACCCAUAUAGCUCCGGGUCAAAUAAGGGACUGAGAAGGAGGAUUCAAUUGGUGUUGUAACAUGGGUAGGUGGGUGGGUGAGAGGGAGGUAGCAGGGCAACUCAACCCCCCUUAGGUUUCGUGGUGCCUGCCCCCUUUGCAACUCUUCUUAGAAGGCAAACGGGUAUGUGGUUUGGCCAAAAUUGUACGAAGUUGGCACUAGGACAUUGCAGAUUUCAUUAAGCCCCCUCCCUCCCUUCUCCCCCUCCACAAAAAACCCCCCAAGAACUUAGGCCCAUUCAUUCCAUGGGGUCUACUCUGAUUAGAACUCAGUUGGGGACAACCCAUUACUGUAUCUUUCAACCAGACUUGGCCUGGUUUCAAUAGAGGACUGUCAUUUGUAAAGUAGGAUAUCCGAUCAUCCUAACUCUGUCUGCCUCUGCUAUAAUUCUGUUCAUUUCUGUAGGGCAGGGCAAACCACACCUGCUGGCUUCUUUUUCUUGAUGGUGCAACCCUGUAGCUAUGAGCAUUCUUCCAGGGACAUAGAUGGAUAACAGCAGGGGUUGCCAGUACCCUCCAAAGAUUCUGGGCUGUGACUCCCAUCAGCCCCAACCUGCCCAGCCAAUGAUCAGGGAUGAUGGAAGUUGGAGUCCGCGACAUCUGCCCUACCCAACCCCAGUAUAUGGGAUAGCUCAGUUGGUAUAGCAUGAGACGCUUAAUCUCUGGGUUAUGGGUUCGAGCCCCAUGUUGGGCAAAAUAUUUCUGCAUUGCAGGGGUUGGACUAGAUGUCCCUCGUGGUCCCUUCCAACUCUGCAGUUCUAUGAUUCUACAGUGGGCACCAUGUUUACAACCCUUACAUGAUCAUCUUUGGAUGUUGCCCUGCCCUAUUUUCCCUCUCCUCUUUCUCUGACCCACCAGUUCUUCAAACCUUCCAAUACCUAGAACUAGGGCAUCUUUUUGUGUUAUUAUUAUUCUAUUCCUCUGUUGUUGCUUUUGUCUUUAAGCCACUUUGGACAGGCAUUUGCCCAGAAAGGCAUCCUAAAAAUAUUUUAAAUAAACAUAUGAAUAAAAUAAAUUUGGCCAGAACCUUGCAAAAUGAUCACUUGGACUAUGCAAUCCAUAGAACACCCCAACCACGACAGAUGCAGUGCAGUUUUGGACUUGGCCAAAGGAAAGUUUCUAAUUGCACAGCAUCUGGUGUGCUAACAGACCAAAAAAAGAAAGAAAGAAAAAGAAAUGUGAAGUCCUGCAAGACAUGUGCAAAACAAAUCCUUUUGCUGCGGCUAAAAGAUGAUAUUUUGGGGGCUGUGGCUCUGAACCGAGUGUUCCUCUGCUGUUCUUGUCCUUUUUUUCCAGAGGAAAAUCUAUGCACAUUGAAGUUUUCAGCAAGCCCCGUUGAAACUAGGGGUGGAGGUGAGAUUUGACUCAGUUGAACUGUAAAGGUGUACCCACCUAAUUAGCACUUUCUGAAACAAUAAGCGAACUGAAACACAGCCAUCCUUUGAAAUGUGUACUUUUCUUUCUUUCUUUCUUUCUUUCUUUCUUUCUUUCUUUCUUUCUUUCUUUCCUUCCUUCUUUCUUUUCUUUUCUUUUCUUUUCUUUUCUUUUCUUUUCUUAACUGUCAGAAAUAGUAUGUUUAUUUUUCUUCCAUAGUGGUAAUUUUUCUUCAGUGACAAUGUUUAUUUUUUGGCCAUAAAAAAUGUUACUUGACAAAAUCUUUGAAAAGCAAACCAACAAAACCGGACAACUAAAUUUCUUAAAAAACAACAACUUCCCCCCCAAAAUAGUUAUUCUCUCAUUAUUUCUUCUUCUUCUUCUUCUUCUUCUUCUUCUUCUUCUUCUUCUUCUUCUUCUUCUCCUCCCCUUAUAUAAAGGACAUUAUUGCACCUUAUCAGAACUUCACCAAGGUGUCCAGAAGAAGAAUAUAUUCUUCUGUAUUUGCAAGCUGCAUGUUUAUGUAGCCAUCAACGGACGUGAGGUAGCCUUUGUAUUCCACCCCCCACUUAAGCUUCACCACCAGCCUGUUUAAGGAAGGGCUUUGGAUUGAGAGCCAGACUCAUAGCAACCAGACCAACCUAAGGGCGUCUGCGGCAACAAAAAAAUUACUCGCGGGCAGCACAUGUGCCUGCCAAAGCUCUAAAAAGAAAAAUCACGGAAGUGACUAAAUGUGUACUUUUCUGAAUUUUGCAGUGGAGUUCUGCAGCCAAGUAAUGUCUGUAAAGAUGCCAAUGUUGGGGUAAAGUGUACUGCAUUCUAUGGGGGGGGGGGAAUUGCUUUGCAAAAAUUCAUGCAUUAGUCAAAAUUGCAUACAAAUGGUGUGUAUUAGGAGAAAUCCGCACUAAAAUUUUGGCAAAUUUUUCUGAGGGUUCGCCUCGAAAACGGAAAUUCGUGAACUGACGUGGAAAUGUGGAGAACAGAAUUUUGGAAACAACAAAAAACCUGAAAUUGAUCAAUUUGCCCAACCUUAGCUGAAAUAAAUGAAUGGGACACAGCUCCUGCCCCUUUAAGAGUAGUGCUUACGGAGAUACACUUGCUGAAGCUCCCCCAUCAACACAAGUAUUAAAGGAACAGGAGCCCUGUCCUGUUCUGCUGCUUUGACUGGGGCUGAUGGGAGCUGUAAGUCCCACAUUACCCCAUCCAUAGGUUAGAGCAGGGGUCAGCAAACUUUUUCAGCAGGGGGGCGGUCCACUGUCCCUCAGACCUUGUGGGGGACCAGACUAUAUUUUGAGGGGAAAACAUGAAUGAAUUCCUAUGCCCCACAAAUAACCUAGAGAUGCAUUUUAAAUGAAAGCACUCAUUCUACUCAUGUAAAAACACCAGGCAGGCCCCACAAAUAACCCAGAGAUGCAUUUUAAAUAAAAGGGCACAUUCUAUUCAUGUAAAAACACGCUGAUUCCCGGACUGUCCGUGGGCUGGAUUUAGAAGGCGAUUGGGCCCCUGGGCCUUAGUUUGCCUACCCAUGGGUUAGAGGAAGAGUUCAGUCAAAGAACAUAGCUUUAGGUGAAAGGAGUGUAUCCAAUUACAAAUGAGCCUUGCUUUCAAUCUCAUUUCAGUCCCAAGGACUUGUAAGGUUAAGACUCUGGAGAAAAUAAUUGCCAGCACCUUUACAAAAUUACAGCUCCCUAUGGAUCUUUCUCCUGAAAGUGAAACUGGUUCUGGCACGAUACCCUGCUUUGUUGGAAAGCGCAAGGCAGAUGCUAGGAAGGUGUGCAGCACUCGCAGGUCGCAGAAGUUGGAGAGAAACUUGCUGCUAGUUUAAAUCUCUACUUCCACUUAGUGGCUAAACGGUGUAUAGCUGCUUGUGGCAUUUUUCAUCUUCCUUCUCUGGGAUCUGCGCCAAAUCCUCUAGCUUUUGGAUAAAUCCCAAACACUGGGAAGAGCAAACAGAAAAAAACAGUUUUGAAAAUGUUAAAUGUGUUAGGAACCCGCAGCUUUUCCUUGCAGGGCCAAAAACAUUUUUUUAGGUGGGCUUUUAAAAAAAUGGAAAAUGGCAUCUGUGGAAAGAGUUUAAAAGCGCCCCCCUCCCCUGAUGCAGGAUUUCCAUUUUGAGUUUGUAGCCUCUGGGGAAGAGCAAGUGUCCAGGGCAUACCUGCCAACUUACAGAUUUGAAAAUAAGGGACCAGCAGCCAAAAUAAGGGAUUUUCCGGGCACAGGUAUGUUCAACUUCUGAGCCCCUCUGAGCCAAAGGCAGAAAGCCCAGCCAGCAGCCAAACGAAGCCUCAUCAAUAAGGGACAGCAGCGGGACAUGGCGCUGGGAUAAGGGACUCUCCCACCAAAUAAGGGACGCUUGACAGCUCUGGUCCAGGGUCAGGAUUCUUGGGUACCCAACAAGGCUUAUACUCGAGGAAGUGGGUUGCUGCCAACUCCUGGAGCCCCUAGGACUUGCUCUGCCUUGCUGUGGAGACAUGUUGACUGUGCCCCUCUUAGCAUGAAGUUGUGAUAGAAGGGGAAACAGCCUCCCCUAGAGAUAGGGCAGACCUCUCCUUUUAGGUUACUCAGUCUCUUGUUUUUCCAAUCUUAAAUUCAGUUCACCAUUCUUCUGCAGCAAUUUCUGGAUUUUUAAAAAGAAUCCUCAUGAAAAUUUUCAAGCGUUUUCGUGUGGAUUUGUCCUAAACUCACACAUUUUGACUAAUAUGCAUGUUUUUGCAAGCAAUUUCCCCAACUGUAAUACAUUUUUGAAUGUAAUACGAAGCCCGUCAUCACUGACAAGUGACCAUGGUGACUGUGGCUAAAUGAGAGUUGUCAUCCAACAAUAUCUGGAGGGCACGCUGCUGGCUGCUGCUGGUGUAUCAUAUUGAGAACCACAAAUUAGGUAAAAUUGAGCGCCUCUCUUCCUUCUUAGCUUCCACUUGCUUUGCCUAAAAGGAGAUGUGAAAUAAAUGGGCAGUAGUAAUGAAAUGGGCAGGUCCAGGGAGGGGUGCCACUUACAGCAUCUUGCUGCCAACAAAUAUGUAGAACUGUUCCUCCUCUGAGGCUGCAUUUUGUAAAAAAAAGAAAGAAGCAGAAGCAGAUAAAAACCCAUUGAGGACCAAUUGCACAUGGCUGUUGUAUGUAGUUUCUGUCCUUAUUUUCAAUCCCUGUUCAGAAGUUAGGUAAUAAAGCAGAUUGCAUAUCCUACAGGAUUCUGGGCAAAUGUGGACAUGGUCUAAUGCUUGAUUGAAAAAUUGGCUUCUUGAGGAUGCCAGUAGGCUUUUUAAAAGCAACCCCCAAGUUGCCAGUCCUCAGGGCUGCUGAAAAAGUCUAGAAAUAUGGCGGCAGUCCAUAGCAGUGGCUCAAAAAAUGGUGUUGUGGGUAAAACAAAUAUGCCAACACGAGUCAUCAAUGACUUAACAGGGUGGGGUGAAAGGAUUUUCCUUGUGCGAGUCUCUGGAAGUAAUUGUCGAUCAUUAUAAACAACCCAGUCAGCAGCUAGCAUUUACAAGCCUGAGUAAAUCAUUUCAGGUCAAGAGUGUGGAAUCUGUGCCUUGCAUGGUGGGUAGGGCUGAUGGGCAUCCAUGUCCAACUGGACCUGGAGGGCCACAGAUUCUCCAGCCUUGUUUUAAGCCCUUAUGCCCUGGCCAUUUUUUUUCUUAACCCAACUCAUUCAACAAACAGUAUGUGUAUAAUGUUACUCCAUUCCUUUCAAACCAUAGUUCCUUUUCCCACAGGUCACCCUUCACCCCAAUUUCGCUCAAGUUCUCUUUCUCCAAAAUGGCCGACAAUGCCACCUCACAAGAAAGCCUUUAUGGAGACUAUGAGGACUAUCCUGACUUUGACGACAACAGCGGCCUCCGCGACUCCAUGCAUCUGCUCUCCAUGGUGCUCUACAGCGUGGCCUUCCUGCUGGGGGUGAUAGGGAACGGCCUGGUUAUCUUCGUCACUGGCUUCCGCAUGAAGAGGACUGUCAACACUGUCUGGUUCCUCAACUUGGCCUUGGCCGACUUUGUCUUCACUUUCUUCCUCCCGCUGAGUGUGGCCUACAUGGCCCUCGGCUUCCAUUGGCCCUUCGGGAAGGCUCUGUGCAAGCUCAACACCACCGUGGCCUUCCUCAACAUGUUUGCCAGCGUCUUCCUACUCACUGUCAUCAGCAUGGACCGCUGCGUCUCUGUGGCUUGUCCCGUCUGGGCCCAGAACUACCGCACGCCCCGGCUGGCUUCUAUGGUGGCGUUGGGCAUCUGGUUAGCAGCCAUGGCUCUCAGCUCCCCAUACUUUUUCUUCCGGGACACCGGGAGCUCUUCCAGCGAGGAGAAUACCACCCACUGCUACAACAACUUUGCCUUGUCGGAUGACCUGGACUCGGAGGAGGUUGCCAAGCUGGGAGAGGAUCGUCAUCGAGCCAUGGUGAUGACCCGCUUCGUGGUUGGGUUCCUGGUGCCGUUCACCAUCAUCUUGUUCUGUUACGGCAUCAUCACGGCCAAGCUGAAGGGCAGCCGCCUCACACGCUCAGGCAGACCCUUCAAGAUCAUGGUGGCAGUUGUCUUGGCCUUCUUCAUUUGCUGGUUCCCCUAUCACGUCUUCUCCUUCCUGGAGAUGUCGGUCACCACAGUAACGCCCUGGCUGCAGACCGUUCUGGUGGUGGGGGUACCUUUGGCCUCAGGUCUGGCCUACGUCAACAGCUGCCUGAACCCUUUCCUGUAUGUCUUCGUAGGGCACGACUUCAGGGAGAAGCUGAGGACGUCGGUCCUUGCAGCGUUUGAGAAUGCUUUCAGCGAGACCUCAGCGCAGGUGAUAACCAAGAGCAAAUCCAGUUUGGAGAUAGAGUGUCACCUUGUCUAGAGCAGAAGGGGGAAACUGUAGGUCAGGGUUUCACAAACUUGUGUCUCCAGCUGUUGUUGGACUACAGUUCCCAUGAUCCCUAACCACUGGUCCGGCUAGCUAGGGAUGAUGGGAGUUGUAGUCCAACAGCAGCUGGAGACACAAGUUUGCGAAACCCUGCUUUAGUCUUUUCUCCGCCCUGAUCCUUGAGUCUUCCCUCCCCACCCCACAUUCACAGCCAAGUACAAAACAGUGGUUUUGGAAUGGCGGGUUGGGAAUAACCUGAAGCAAAAUGGUGGCUCGGCACUUGGAGGCAGCCAAGGUCUAUGCUGUUUUGUAAGCUGUACGCUGGGAUGGCCUGCAUAUCAAAGUACAAAUCUUACCUUUAAGAUAUGUGAAGCUAAUAUUAUUUACUCUAGAACUAUCCUGCACAGUGUAGUAUUGCAGAAACACAGAAUUUAGGCAGCUGGUAAAAGGGACAGUCUUAAUUAUCUAGUUACAGUUGGAGAUUUCUUGUGCUUGUUUGCUGGCUCUAUGGAAACCCCAGAGCAGCCUUUCUCAACCUGUGGGUCCCUAGAUAUUGUUGAACUACAACUCCCAACACCCCUAGCUAGCAAGGCCAGAGCUCAGGGAUGAUGGGAGUGGUAGUCCAACGACAUCUGGGGACCCACAGGUUGAGAACCCCUGCCCCAGAGGGACAAACCAAGACUCCACCCAUCUGCAUUAUACCUUUAAGGCAGUACCAUGCCACUUUAAACAGUCAAAGAAUCAUGACUUCCCCCAAAGAAUCCUGGGAACUGUAGUUUGUUAAGGGUGCUGAGAGUUGGCAGUUCACCCCUAUUCCCCCUAGAGAGCUACAAUUCCCAAAGUGGUUUAACAACCAAAACCGUUUCCCAGGGACCUCUGGGAAUUGUAACUCAGUGAGGGGAGUAAGGGGUCUCCUAAAACUCUCAGCACCCUGAAAGACUACACUUCCCAGGAUUCUUUGGGGGAAGCCAUGACUGUUUAAAGUGGCAUGAUCCUGCUUUAAAGCUAUGGUGCAUUUGGAUCCCAAGUUUGUACAUUUUAAAGGCUUAUUUUUUACUGUUCUAUGUAUUGUACAUUUCUGUUUCUGUACUGGUAAUUUUAUGAGUAUUAAUGCAUAGAAUGUGUGUAACAUUAUAUAUAUAUAUAUAUAAAAUUAUCCAUAGUAGUUAGAAUAUGUGAGAAGUGUUUGUGUUUUUUACUGAAACUCCCAACCUCAUCGAGAUCAAGGAGCGAGAUGACGAUCAGAAAAAGAUCCAUGCAGAUAAGAUUGUCCGAAAUUUUAUCCAGACCAGACCCUGCCAUCUUCAUCAGAGGCCUUCUCUGUAGGCCCCACCUGAGGAAGGUGCAGAAGGUGAAUGAAAAUAGGUCUUUUCAGUGGUGGCUCCGCUGUCUGUUGAAUGCUCUCCCCCAAGGAGACACACCUGGCACCUUUUUAUUCACUCAGGCCCUUGGUAAUCGCAUUAGCUUCUUACGUUGCUGCUCACCUUUUAGCGAAGUGGAUAAGACUUGCACUUACUAAUAUGUUAUUGGAUCAGUAUAUUUUGUAUUCAAUGUUCUGGUUUUGAAUUGCUUUUAUUUGUUGCAUUUCAUAUUGUCGCUUCGAGACUUUCAAGUCACUUUGGGACUUUUCCUUCUGUAUAAAGCAGCAGGCGAAUGCAAUAAACGAUGACAGUAUCAACCUCUCAUCUACUGUACAAGAAAGGAGAUUCCAACUAAACAUUAGGAAGAACUUUCUGAUGGUAAGAGCUAUUGGACAGUGGGAAGGACUCCCUUGGAAGGUGGUGGACUCUCAUUCCUUAGAGGUUUUAAAGCAGAGGUUGGAUGGCCGUCUGUCAUGGAUUCUUUAGCUGUGAUUCCUGCAUUGCAAGGGGUUUGGACUAGAUAACCCUUGGAGUCUCUUACAACUGCACAGUUCUGUGACUGUACCUUUAAAGCAUAUUCAAAACACAUCCUUCCCUGCACAGACUUCUGGGCACUGUAGUUUACUCCCCACUGAGUUACCAUUCCCAGCAACUCUUACUAACUACAGUGCCCAGAAUUCUUUGAGGAGAAAGAAUGUUCUCUGAAUGUGCUUUAAUUAUAUAUUGUGUACACAGCUGUAAUCUGCAAAGCUGUUAAAAGCUGACUAACAGUUCUCUAAACUGUCGGUGGCCUGAAUGAGGAGGAAUUGAACAUGAAACUUUGAAAAAGCUGCGUCUCAUGGUGGCAAAUUCCAUUACACACUUGUGUGAAGAAAGACUUCAUUUCCCCUCCUUGAUCUGCGUCUACCGUUGCCCAAUUUUGCAGUGUUUCCUGUCAUUUCUUGUGGCCUUUCAGCCUAAACAGCAAAACCAAACUUCUCCCUUGUCACGAAGUUGGAAUUUGCCUUUUGCAUUCAGGGAUAUGCAAAAGUUCUCUUGCCAAGAUACCUUCCUUAAUAUCUGCUGUUUUAUUUCUUGCUGUUCUAACAAAAGGCAAUAAUUCAAAGCAUUAUUCUAUAAUGUUAUACAGCCACGGUUUACCCCAAAGAAUCAUGGGAACUGUAGCUUUUUUAAAAGGGUCCUGAGGGGUGAGAGGAGAUCCUUGACAAACUACAGUUCCCAGGAUUCUUCACUGACAGUGGUGUAAGAGUGCUUUAAAUGUAUGGGAUUGUAUUUGGUGUUAGCUAUUAUUGGAAUUCAUGGGUCUUCUGUGAGUGGAGAUGCUCCUUCAGGUAUACCUGUAACAAGCUACAGUUCCCAGGAGUCUUUGGGGGAGCGAUGUGCUUUAAAUGUGUACCCAGUUUUCUCCCUGCUCCCUCAUAUUCCCUUUCUAUUUGCUUAGCCUGUCUUUUUGAUUGUCAUCCUGAAGGCAGAGACUGUCUUACUUAUUGAUCUUGGCAAAACGCCCUGAGAGUCUUUUACAGAUGAAGAGCGGGGGGGGGGGGGAACACGAGAGAUAAAAUAAAUGACCUAGCACUUUCAGGCAAGGCCUUGCUGCUCUCUCAUCUCUCUUUGUAUUGUAUGGCUUCAAAAGGGUGGAGAAAUCAAUGAUUUGGCCAUUUCUCUCCAAAACGAGCUGUUGAAGUAUAAGCCCGGUGCUGUUUUGCACAGCAGGGGUGGGCAAACUCAGACUUCUGUGACCCACUACCCCCCACACUACUAGACCCCUAAGAUCUAUCAAGCCAGGUGCAUGAGAUGCACAUUCAAAGGCAGAAAAAGGGAAUUUGGGGUUUCUUUUUGAGUUUCAGAACUGAAUGAAGCUCACAGUCCUUUCACACACAAAACCCCUCCCCUCAUUGCUUUCUACAUUUCCACAGUAUAACAUUCUUAUCUUAUUAGUGUUAUUGUUGAUUUGUUAAUCGCCUUCUAAACCACCGCCUCGGUGCGAUUUACGCAGGAGAUCAUUUAAAGCAGUUUAAAACACACAAAAACAACUGGCGCAUCUAAAACUAAAUUAAAAACCCUAACAAACGGAAACUCGUGGUAAGGGUCCAUUUACCCAGCUGGGAAAGCCUGUCGGAACAAAAACCGUCUUCAGUUGUUUCUGGAAAGCGCAGAUAGUGGACCCUUGUCAUACUGUAUCUCAACAGGAGUGCUAUUUCACAAAACAGGGGCAACCACACAAAAGGUCUCGCUCCAAGUUUCUGCGAGGUAAUUCAAGGCAGGAGGAAGUUAGAAGGACACCUGCACGAUUCCCCACCCCGCCACCUGGGCAGGGAAAGUAAAAUACUGAAAGCGGGAGCUGGCCGUGGUGGACUUUGGGUGGCCAAAUUUCAAUGGCCGCUUGUGCUACACUAGAAUUCAGCACCCUUUGCCUCUCACACUCCUUUCUAUAGCAUUGCUAUGGUGCCCCCUAAAGCACAGCACCAAGUAAGUGCAGCUGCCCUGGUUGUGCUACCCUAAAGCCAUGCCUGAGACAGGCAAAUUUAUCGAGCGCUCUCUUUUUCACAAAUGAGAAGAAACGUGUUUGUACAUUUUGCCCUAGGUUCUACAUAUCCCAGAAACUUACAUGUCUUAAAAAAAAAUGGAAGCUAGGGAUCUGGAGAUGAUGGUUCAUCAAAGGGUUCGUAUCCUUCCUCUUCCACCCCCCUUCCCAUGUGUGGGAAUGUUGAGGGUGGCAGGAGAGGAUAUAUUAUUAAUAUCCUUCCUAACUUGUGCUAGGAAGUUCCUUUACUUAGCAGAGUGCACUGCCCCUUUCCACAGCAGAAAACGGGUUGCAAACUCAUGCUUUAGUUUGUUCAGCAAUGCUUCCCCAAUGCUAACACAUUACCAAUGUGCGGACAGGCCAUAGCACAACAAAAGCGGAACUAAACGAAAAGCAGGACACCUGCGGUAUAAAAAGUUAUGGGAUUUCUGCAGGAAGUUAUGGGAUAUUUAUUUUUAUUUUUUUAAAGUUAUAUGCCGCUAUUCAUCUAAAAAAAUCAGAGCGGUUUACAACAGUACAUACAGCAUAUUAAACCACACACGAAAGAAAGCAUAUGGAAGUUUCAAAAAUUGGAAAUCAGCUAGCUAUUGUGGAAAGAUGUGUUCUUAAUUGCCUGCAUGAGCCUGACAGAAGAGAAGAGUUUUCAGCAGGAGCUAAAAACUUGAAACAGAAGGUGCCUGCUGAAUCUCUGUUGGCAGAGUAUUCCAGACGGCUGGGGCAAGGAUAUUAAAGGCUCAGUUUCUUGCUGCUGUAAAAUGAGCCACACCAACUUGGGAAUGACUAGUGAUGCUCCUGCAGAUGAUCUCAGCGACUAAGCUGGGAUAUAGCCGCUGAAUAUGACUGCCCAAACAGUCAGGAAUCUACCAGAUUCCCUCAGCCUCUGGGGCAGAUUGAUAUGCACUGCUUGGAAGUGGAGCAGUGUGACCAGCCCAAGACUUUUGCAAGAACAAACAGUAUUACAAACAGGAUUGCAAGUCGCCUCCUUGAUAGCACCAUGAGCACACAUAAUCAUAGCGUGCUAUAAAAAGGACUUCUGGAGGGGACUUGUGAGCCAGAAAGCCUUUCUGAUCUACUGAAAGCCACCCCCACCCCCCCAGUUCUCUACCAGUAAAUCUACUUUCUGCCCAUCCCCGUUGCACCAUAUUGAGAUAUAGGGGAAAGUCAGUUUGCAUGUGGCAGUGAUAUCAUUGUUGUAAGACAGCCUUAUAAAACGGAUUGCAACAUUUUUAUUAUUUUUGCCUGUUGCUUCUUCAGCUCUUCCCCAUGCAACGCUUUCUGUAAAUUUCCUUUCCUUUUCCUGCUGACAUCGGCAAGACAAGCCUUAGUGGACAAUUGACAUCACUUUCAGUUCCCUGAAUGACAACCCUCUCCAGCAAGGAAGGCUAACCUCAGGGAGAAAUGUGGCCCUGCAGCCUUCUCUGCCUGGCCCUUGGGGUUUUCUCUAAGGCACACCCGCUUUCCCCAAACCAGACCCUUUCGCAGCAGAGCUCUGCAUCCUCCUUGAACUUUUUUGCCUGGCUGGAAUGAAUCCUUGAACUCUGAUGGAUGCCUCUUGCUUGUGUGGCUAGAGGACACAGUAAGAGGAGUAUGAGUGUGUCGAAACAAGCCUACCGUGCAAAAGUUGAAUUCCCAUUGGGAGGUCUACCCAUGUUCGCCUCUAGGCGCAACCACUACUGGCAAUGUGCCAGCCCUCCCUCACCAAAACAAAAAUGGCUCAGAAGAAAGAGUAGCCCUCAGCGUAAAAAGGUCACCCCGACCAUUUGAAUGAGAUCACCCUGCCUGUGCCAAAGAAUGGGAGCCAUUGGUGGACUGUCUACCGAAUUAUCAUUCUUAUGUGAAAUCACGUGCAGGAUUUGAGAUAUGAACACUGGGAGAAAGUAGAGAGUGGACUUUGCAGGGCUUAGAAAAUAAAUGUGGAUGUAUUUUAAUGCAGCUAUUAAUGAGGGAUAAUAAGAGAAAAACAUCAAGGACAGAGGGUCAGGAAGUCAAGAAGAAAAUGUGUAUCAAAAAACCCAAUAUAUGCGAUUGGAGUUAUGCAAUUCUAUGGAAGAUUUAAUUAUUUAAAAAAAGCAAAUGGUAAACUCAGGGGUUAGGUUGGGCAGGAAAACUACUGAAGUACAAGGGGGAGGUAUCAUCGUGUGGGGAGAAUCACAAGGUUGGCAGAAGUUUUUCUUUUCUUUCUUAGGAAAAGGAGAAGAAAAGCCAAGUCCCUUUCCCGAAACAGCCACAGAAGGCUGAGCAUGCUUCGUGGCCACGGAACACCAAGAGAGGGAAGGGGAUGGGAUGGAAUGGAGUAAUCUGAGGAGGGCAUGGCUGGCAAGAACGAUGCACCGGAGCACUCGGUUCUGUGACAUUUUCUCGCAGGUCUUCUUUCUUUUUAAUAGCUUCUCAAGCUAGGGGCUGAUCUCAUUCUCUCUGUGUAUGCCAUGCAUAUUGACGGAGCCACUGGAAUUAAGAAAUACCACGGGCUGGCAGGGGGUGGCUACAGUUUCAAGCAAGGGGCAUUCACAGCCCUAUCUGAAUGUGCUAAGACCUUCUGUAUGCAUAUCUCCUGCUUUACUGCAGAGCCACAGCAAGAAGGGCACUCUCCACUCCUGUGGUUGCCAGAACCAGGCAUUCCUGGCCACCGAUAGCCUUCUCUAUUAUGAGUUUGUCCUAUCCUCUUUUAAAGCCAUCCAAGUUGGUGGCCAUCACAGCCUUCUACUUUAAGCUGUUGAGGUGGAGGAGAAUGGAUGGAUGGACUCUCCCCGCCGCCCCGUUCUGCAACUCCUAUAGGAACCACUUGUGGAGUCAAAGGGGAUUGUGUCGCAAAGACACAUCCUACUUUUCAUCUCGACAUAUCCUCCCACUUCUGCUUUCUUCUUUGCAUUUAGAGAAUUCUCCUUGUGUUGGAGGCAGCAGCGGCACAAAAGAUUUUUCUUCUCUUUAAGGUAAGUGCCACCUUGAUUAUUGGGAGGAACAGGAGAUACUUUUCCUCCUUGAUAGAAGCUCUGUGCUUUUUACACUCCUAUGGCAGACUAUCAUCUAUCUAUCAUCUAUCUAUCAUCUAUUUCUAUCUAUCUAUCUGUCAUCUAUCUAUCAUCUAUCUAUCUAUCUAUCUAUCUAUCUAUCUAUCUAUCUAUCAUCUAUCAUCUAUCUAUCUAUCUAUCAUCUAUCUAUCUCUAUCUAUCUAUCUAUCUAUCUAUCUAUCUAUCUAUCUAUCUAUCUAUCAUCUAUCUAUCUAUCAUCUAUCUAUCUAUCUAUCUAUCAUCUAUCUAUCUAUCAUCUAUCUAUCUAUCUAUCUAUCAUCUAUCAUCUAUCUCCUAAAUGCUUUCUGUCUUUUGGAAUUUGCUUUUUCCUGCCCCUGUUCUUGCAGGUUGGAAUUAGGAACACAACAAACUGCCUUAUAUUGUAUCAGACCAUUUAUAUAAUAAUAAUAAUAAUAAUAAUAAUAAUAAUAAUAAUAAUAAUAGAUUAUUUAUACCCCGCCCCUCUGGCUGGGUUUUCCCAGCCACUCUGGGCGGCUUUCAACAGAAUAUUAAAAUACAAUAGUCUAUUAAACAUCAAAAGCUUCCCUAAACAGGGCUGCCUUCAAAUGUCUUCUAAAAGUAAAAUAGUUUUUUAUUUCCUUGACAUCUGGUGGGAGGGCGUUCCACAGGGCAGGUGCCACUACCGAGAAGGCCAUCUGCCUGGUUCCCUAUAACUUGGCUUCUUGCAGCAAGGGAACUGCCAGAAGGCCCUCGGCGCUGGACCUCAGUGUCCGGGCAGAAUGAUGGGGGUGGAGUCACUCCUUCAGGUAUACUGGACCGAGGCUGUUUAGGGCUUUAAAGGUCAGCACCAACACUUUGAAUUGUGGUCGGAAACGUACUGGGAGCCAGGGUAGGUCUUUCAAGACCAGGGUUAUGUGGUCUCGGCAGCCACUCCCAGUCACCAGUCUAGCUGCCACAUUCUGGAUUAGUUGUAGUUUCUGGGUCACCUUCAAAGGUAGCCCCACAUAGAAUGCACUGCAGUAGUCCAAGCGAGAGAUAACUAGAGAAUGCACCACUCUGGUGAGACAGUCCGCAGGCAGAUAGGGUCUCAGCCUGCGUACCAGAUAGAGCUGAUAAACAACUGCCCUGGACACAGAAUUGACCUGCACCUCCAUGGACAGCUGUGAGUCCAGAAUGACUCCCAGGCUGUGAACCUGGUCUUUCAGGGGGCACAUUCAGGACCAGGGAGUCCCCCACACCCGCCCGCCUCCUGUCCCCCCAAAACAGUACUUCUGUCUUGUCAGGAUUCAACCUCAAUCUGUUAGCCGCCAUCCAUCCUCCAACUGCCUCCAAACACUCAUACAGGAUCUUCACUGCCUUCACUGGUUCUGAUUUGAAAGAGAGGUAGAGCUGGGUGUCAUCCGCAUACUGAUGAACACCCAGCCCAAACCGCCUGAUGAUCUCUCCUAGCAGCUGCAUGUAGAUGUUGAAAAGCAUGGGGGAGAGGAGAUUGUCAGACUGGCAGUGGCUCUCCAUGGGUUCAGGUAGAAGUCACUCCCAACCCUACCUGGAGAUGCUGGGGAUUGAACCUGGGACCUUCUGCAUGCAAAGCAGAUGCUCUACCACUAAGCUAGAGAGCUCCCCACCCCUCCUACCGAUUACUGCAGCUUUGAAAGAAAGAGAAGAGAAAACAAAGCGGGCAGGGGGAUGUCACGAUGGGCAGAAUGUUAGCCUAGGACCAGAGAGCUCUGAGUUCAUGUUUCCCUCUGCCACACGAGGCUCACCAGGCAGGUCUGGGGCGAUUGUUAUUGUUCAGCCUACUUUACUUUGCAGGAUUGUUGUGAGGAUAAUAAUAAUAAUAAUAAUAAUAAUAAUAAUAAUAAUAAUAAUUUAUUAUUUAUACUCCACCCCUCUGGCUGGGUUUCCCAAGCCACUCUGUGCGGCUUCCAACAGAAUAUUAAAAUACAAUGGUCUAUUAAACAUUAAAAACUUCCCUAAACAGGGCUGUCUUCUAAAAGUCUGGUAGUUGUUUUUCUCUUUGACAUCUAGUGGGAGGGCAUUCCACAGGGCGGGUGCCACUACCGAAAAUCUCUCUCUGUGCAUGUGUACAGAACCAUUAUCUGCAGAGCCACAGCAAGCAGGAUGCUCUCCACUCCUGCAGUUGCCAUUUCCUGGCCACUGAUAGCCUUCUCUACCGUGAAUUUGUCCUCUCCUCUUUUAAAGCCAUCCGAGUUGGUGGCCAUCACAGCCUUCCACUUUAAGCUGUUGAGGUGGAGGAGAAUGGAUGGAUGGACUCUCCCCGCCACCCCGUUCUGCAACUCCUAUAGGAACCACUUGCGGAGUAAAAGUGGAUUGUGUCGCAAAGACACAUCCUACUUUUCAUCUCGACAUAUCCUCCCACUUCUGCUUUCUUCUUUGCAUUUAGAGAAUUCUCCUUGUGUUGGAGGCAGCAGCGGCACAAAAGAUUUUUCUUCUCUUUAAGGUAAGCGCCACCUUGAUUAUUGGGAGGAACAGGAGAUACUUUUCCUCCUUGAUAGAAGCUCUGUGCUUUUUACACUCCAAUGGCAGACUAUCAUCUAUCUAUCAUCUAUCUAUCUAUCUAUCUAUCUAUCUAUCUAUCUAUCUAUCUAUCAUCUAUCUAUCUAUCUAUCUAUCUAUCUAUCUAUCUAUCAUCUAUCUAUCUAUCUAUCUAUCUAUCUAUCAUCUAUCUAUCUAUCUAUCUAUCUAUCUAUCUAUCUCUAUCUAUCUAUCUAUCUAUCUAUCUAUCUAUCUAUAUCUCCUAAAUGCUUUCUGUCUUUUGGAAUUUGCUUUUUCCUGCCCCUGUUCUUGCAGGUUGGAAUUAGGAACACAACAAGCUGCCUUAUAUUGUAUCAGACUGUUUAUAUAAUAAUAAUAAUAAUAAUAAUAAUAAUAAUAAUAAUAAUAGAUUAUUUAUACCCCACCCAUCUGGCUGGGUUUCCCCAGCCACUCUGGGCAGCUUUCAACAGAAUAUUAAAAUACAAUAGUCUAUUAAACAUUAAAAAGGCUGCCUUCAAAUGUCUUCUAAAAGUCUGGUAGUUGUUUUUCUCUUUGACAUCUGGUGGGAGGGCGUUCCACAGGGCGGGUGCCAUUACCGAAAAUCUCUCUCUGUGCAUGUGUACAGAACAGUUAUCAGAGCAGGAUAACACGGUCAUAUUCGCAGAACUGCUGUUCGCACAGUGGUUUAGCCAUCAAUCCCUCUCCCCAAGGAACUCUGGGAAUAAUGGUAGCGGUGGGAGGGGGAUGGGGGGGGGGUCUCCUGACACCUCUCGGCAUCCUCAGCAGACCACAGUUCCCAGAAUUACAUGGGCACUUAAAAAGUGCUAUCCAGGUGGAGAAAUACUGCCCUGGCUGCCAGCUAAAAGGUACUGGGAAGAAAAAGCUAAUAGGUCUAUAUGGUGAGCUGUUUGCCCCUGCUUGCAGACCCUCCAAGUGUCCUGGUUUUCCAGGGACAGCCCCGGAAUUACAGAAGCCAUCCUGGUUUCUGAUUUGAUCCUGGAAUGUCCCACUUUUCCUUUUUCCUCCCCUCCUCAUCUUGAUAAAACUUGGUAGAGAGUUCAGACACGUCCCUCCAGAAAAACCCAAAAACCUCCUGUCCUUUUUUGGGGGGAAACAGGAGACUUUGCUGUGUAUGUGCAGGUGGAAAACAGAGUUACGUUUAUACUGAAAAUAAAAUGCAUGCACCAAACGAAGGAAGCGGUGAAGGUGGCAUACGAACCCCUUCUUAUAAUUUUGAAGGAAACCGUAGCCAAUACGCUUUCAGUUCUUUAAUUGCAAUGUUUAAAGGAAAUGUGUGGAGUCUUUGUUCCUUCAUUGUAAAUGGAGCCUUGCACUGUCUAUCGAGUAGUAAGUCACACUGUAUUGAAUGGAGCUUACUCCCAGGUAACUGGGUAAAGACUUUUCAGCCUUACUCUGCAAUCCCACUGAGUUCAAUAGUAUUUACUCUCUGGUAGGUUCUUGAUCAUUCUCACAAUGUCUUCUAUUAUUAUUAUUAUUAUUAUUAUUAUUAUUAUUUAUUAUCACUCACCUUUCCCCUCUGACAGGGACUCAAGGCAGCUUGCAGCUAAAAUUUUGUUUCAUUUCAUUUAUCUGCGGAAGGCAAUACACACGAUCCCUUCCACCACACUUUUUCUUUUCUUUACAACAAUCCCGUGAGGCAGCUUUGGCAGAGAUGUUGCCAUUGGCUCAAGGUGACAGAUGUGUAUGACAUACAUGUAGAUGACAUGCAGAUAUGACAUACAUGUGUAUGGCGGGAGAAGCUUACUGAUGUAGAAUAGAAUGUCCCUAUUUUCACCUGAGAAAUGUUGGUCUUGCCUCAGAUCAAGGUAACAGGGUCAUGGCUGACAGGAAGUUACCACAGUGUUGCAAUUGCUCUUGAUCUCCAAAGAGGAAGAGAGAAUGUAGAAACUUUUGCUCUGAUCUGCUGUUGUGUUGUGUUUUUUUUUUUAAUUAGUAAUUUUAAAUUUUUAAUAAAUUAAAUAAGAAUAGUAAUUGGGGUGGGUCUGGAGACAAACGUAGGGAGAUUGACAAAUGUUACCUUUAGUUUUUUCACACACUCAAACCCCACUCUCCAUCCUCCACUCUGGAGGAGCAAGGCAUGUGAUCAGAGUUCAAGGGCAGAGUUCAAGGGCAUUUGGGCAGAAACGCUAGGAGCUGGCCUGGGGAGAGGGCUGAGGCACAGAUGGAUAGGUUAAGAGGGUUGACUUUGGGCUCCAAGGCCUGACAUUCCCCACCACUGGCAUAAUCUAUGCAGUGCUGGAUCCUGGUCUUGAAGGGGCUUUGAGGUCUCUUGUCCAGAGUCAGAUUAACCAUUAAGCAAAAUAAGUGCGUGCUUAGGGCAACAAGGAAAGGGGGCCACCACAGAAAUUUCAGACCCUCCAAGUGUCCCUAUUCUCCACGGAUAUCCCUGAUUUAGAGAAGCCAUCCCAGUUUCUGAUUUGAUCCCGGAAUGUCCCGCUUUUCCUUAGGAUGUCCCUAUUUUCAUUGGAGAAAUGUUGGAGGGUAUGGAGUUAUCUGACUCCUGAGCCAUCUGAAGGCAGUCCUGUAUAAGUUAGGUAUUCUUUAAAAAAAAGUUUAAUGUUUUAUUAUGUUUUUAUAUAAGUUGGAGGCUGCCUAGAGUGGCUGGGGCAACCCAGUAAGAUGUGUAGGGUAUAAAUAGUAAAAUUAUCAUUAUGGAAUGGGAUGUCCCUAUUUUCAUCACAGAAAUGUUGGAGGGUAUGAAAAUUUUCAUUGUUGGUUUUUCUGUGGACCAGCAACUCCGCUUUUCAGUUUACAAAUUCUGAGAAAAAAACCUGUCUCUAUUAAUUAAAGCACUAAAGCACGAGAUUCAUCUGUAAGCUAGUAAUUAAUCUGUUCAUGUUGUGAAAUGAAGUGGAGAUAUACAAAAGCCCCCACAUUAUUUUAGGGUUUGUUUCAUUUCGAAAGGUAAAUUUUUAUUUUACGGUUUAUUAUUGUUUAUAUUUUGAAUCAGGCACUUAUGGAAGCAACAAAAUCUUUGAAGUGCUUAGGGUCUCUAAAGGUCUUAAUCUGGCCUUGCUCCUGCCCAAGGCACUGCUUGCCCUCUCCAUCCUGGCCCAGUCUGCACAACUGCCCAGAUGGAGAUACUGCUCCAUUUUCUUGCCCUUAUCACUGUUUGCAAGAUCAAAGAGGGUUGAUAGCAAUGAGGAGCAGGAGCUGCAGUGGUGGGGCCCAUGGCCGUUGCUCAACAGUGCCAACCCCUGGCCAACCCUGAAUGCGCACAAGCAAGGGAGAAUGGAGAAGUUUCUUCUUUCCUCCCUUUCCCAUCUGUUUGGCUAAGCAAGUGCAUAUUUUGGGGGGCAGGGGAUGGGGACUGAGUAGGUGGUCCAGAGGCUAUAUCAGUAAAUUCCUGGGCAUUCUCCACCCCUUGACAGCAUGACUUAUCGUGCACACUGAUGCUCUGUCUCGCUUGCUGGGUCAGCAAGGCAGGACUCUUCUCACUCUGUGGUGAAGCAGGGCAGGUUUUCUUCACAUGAUCAGAGACAUUUUCUCUUUUCUGUCUUGUUACUUCAUAUGUUCCAGGAGUCAGGCUCCUUAGCAGAGCCUGAGGCAAGGGAGCCCAGGCCAGUACAUUGUGUUGCAUGAGGCAUGCUGCAAACGUGUGUGUUUGUGUGUAUUUCCUUCGGGCUCCUUUGAGCCUCUAGUCCAGAGGUCACCAAGAUGCUGUCUGUGGGUGCCAUUGUACCUGCCAGUAGCCACUUCUGCUUCCUGCUGGGACUCUGGUCCUUUGACAGCUGCACAGCAGGUAGAAAUUCAACAAGUGAAGCCUGCAGGGGAAAGCCGCCUUCUUCUUCUUCUUCUUCUUCUUCUUCUUCUUCUUCUUCUUCUUCUUCUUCAAAAACCAUGUUCCUGUGCCGUUAAGAGGCGGAGGAACUGUGGCAGAGAACACGGCAGCUGCUGUCAUCGUGGACAAAUGGCCCCCGGCUCCCCAAAGGUUUCUCAACUCUGCUACUGCUUUUGUUUUUCCUGGGCCAAGAGCGACACAGAGGCAACCUUUCCCCCCCUGUAUGGGCUAAUGAAAUGCAGAGCAUCUCCUUGGCAGCCUUCACUCUAGAAUAACAGCUCCUUCCCCACCUUCCAGGCACAGGGCUGCAGCAAUCGACAUUCAGAGGGGAGAGGACAGGCUGAGAGCUGAAGGGUGAGUGUUUGGUCUUGACUUUUUUGAAGGCUUGUGGCAUGGGGGAGAAAACCUGAGAAUUCUCAUUUACUGGUUGUCAUCAACAUUUAUUUGUAUUCUGCCUUUCCGCGGUAUCCUAUGCCAGGAUAUUUCUGAAUACCACAUGCUGGGGACAAGGGUGUUGUAUAGGUCACCUCUGUCCUGCCUGUGAGCCUCCAGAGGCAUUUGGUUGGGUUGCUGUGGUGAACAGCAUGCUGGACCUUCUCCUACACAUUGGACCUCAUGUUCUUGCUUUGUUUCAGCCAAGAUAAGGGAGAAGACGGCAGUAAAGAAGACUCUCAGUCAAGAAGAAUGGAGAGUACAACUGCACUGACAAACCUUCCCAUUAAUAAUUCUUAUGCAGACCCCUCAGAUCUUCACUAUGAAUAUGAAUACGACGAGGAGGCAUAUAUGUUUGGAAAAACCUUGCAAAAAAGGUUGAACAUUGUCGCUAUGAUAAUUUACAGCCUUGCCUUCCUGUUAGGGGUCAUUGGUAAUGGGCUGGUUAUAUUCAUUACUGGCUUCCGUAUGAAGAGGACAGUCAACACUGUCUGGUUCCUCAACUUGGCCAUUGCUGACUUUGCCUUCACUUUCUUCCUUCCCCUGAGCAUUAUCUACCUAGCCCUGGACUUUCAUUGGCCCUUUGGCCUGGCAAUAUGCAAGUUGAACUCUACCCUUGCCUUCCUCAACCUCUAUGCCAGUGUCUACCUCCUCACAGUCAUCAGCAUCGACCGGUUCGUUUCUGUGUUCUGGCCUGUGUGGGCUCAGAAUCAUCGGACACCCAGGCUGGCUUCCUUCAUGGCCUUCGGUGUUUGGAUCUUGGCACUGGUGCUGUGUUCUCCAAACCUCUAUUUCAGGGAUACAGCCCAACAUCACAAUGAUCCAAAAAAGACCAACUGCUACAGCAAAUAUGGUAGCCCUCAGCAGCAUAAUGCAAUGAUCGCCAGCCGGUUCAUUUUUGGCUUCUUCAUCCCCUUCAACAUCAUCAUCAUUUGCUACGGGGCGAUUGUUCUGAAGCUGAGGAGGAACCAGCUAACCGAAUCAAACAAGCCCUUCAAGGUCAUCACAGCAGUGAUUGUGGCCUUCUUUGUCUGUUGGCUUCCCUAUCAUAUCUUCUCUUUCAUUGAGCUGAAAGCACGAGAAGAUGUAGACCUGGUUUUGGUGUUGAUCAUCGCCGUUCCGCUGACAAGCAGCUUGGCUUUCGUCAACAGCUGCCUCAACCCCAUCUUGUAUGCCUUCAUGGGGCAUGAUUUCAAGGAGAGGCUGAGAUACUCACUCUUCUCUGCAUUUGAGAGUGCCUUUGCUGAGGACAGCAGCCAGAGCUUGGUGACCAACAAGACCAGAUCUUCAGUAGAGUUAGACUCCCAGGUUGUAUGAAACCUUCUGCUUCCAAACCCCACCCUCCAGGGCAAGUCUGUGUAAUGCAUCCAUUCAGAAUAUAGUGCUGGCUGGAGCUGGGGAAGUUGUAGUCCAAAUCAUCUGGAAGCAACCAGAUCUACAGUAUGUGUAUACAUUCCCCCCCCCUUCCAGCAGGAACUCACUGGAACUCAGUUCUGGCACCUCUCAGAUGGGCGCCAUUGCCAUUAUAAGAGAACAAGGGAGGCUUUCAUGGUGAGUUCCUGCAUCUCUUUUUCUAGACAAAUAGCAGUGUAACUGCAUGUAUCAUUCUUUUGUGACCUGAUAUUUCAUGCUAUGCUAUGUGGAUUUUUAUUCUAGGGUUUUUUAAAAAUUGAUAUUACUCUCUUUGUAUAAGCUUUAUGGAGAGCCAUUUAACAAAACAAGACUGUCUUAACUCUGCAUUGACCUUGUAUCCCUGUAUCUAAAUAAAAGUAUUUGCUUUG